Messenger RNA from Fonsecaea erecta, 2388 nucleotides. RefSeq lists its product as hypothetical. Gene Ontology annotation, biological process: DNA-templated transcription; positive regulation of transcription by RNA polymerase II. Gene Ontology annotation, molecular function: sequence-specific DNA binding; zinc ion binding; DNA-binding transcription factor activity, RNA polymerase II-specific. The coding region runs from base 1 to 2388 and encodes 795 amino acids. NCBI's taxonomy places the organism in Eukaryota, Fungi, Ascomycota, Eurotiomycetes, Chaetothyriales, Herpotrichiellaceae. The record is from RefSeq and is a predicted model, not a curated record. The transcript has 4 exons.
AUGGAUGUCAUCCCACUAACGGGCCCGAAACGCCCACGAGAGCCAAGGGUUGUUGUCGCUUGUCAGAGAUGUAAGUCUCGCAAGCAGAAGUGCAAUGGCGAGUUCCCGAGCUGUGCGAAGUGUGCCUCGCUCGGGAUCGCCUGCGAGUACAAAAUCCCAGACAAGCCCAUGCCGUUCGGGAAAAACCAAUACAUCCGAUGUCUGGAGCAACGCAUCGCCGACCUCGAGGCGUACAUUCAACAAAAGGGGUUUCACGAAUCUGAGAUCCCUGUGACUCCAUUCUCAGUCCAGUCCAGAAAGUAUGUGCUGGAAGAUCAUCAACCAGGCCAAGAAACGCCCGAGGGUCUGGAUGAGACACCCGAACCGUUGGUCGAAAAGCGCAAACUGGAAGAUGACACUCGUGGGGUCGAUUCCAUGACCGACCUCCUCCGGGACCUCUCGCUCGACGCCAACGGAGGUUACAUUGGUGCUUCGUCGUACAUUUCCAUCGGAAGGCUCAUCGGUGACAUUGUCCAGGAGCCCAGGGCACCCCAAAGUCAGUCACGAUCCCCGUCCAAAAAGGCAAGGAAAGCGGCCUUCCCGCCUCAGGAAGCCCUGGCUCCCAUCGCAAGGGGUCCCCUCAAGACGCAAAACUUGGCGGCCUUCGACUCUGCCGUUCUCGACCAGUUGCUCAACGGCUACAUGAAAUACGUGGCCACUCACUGGCCGGUCUUGCAUUCCACCUGGAUCCGAGAAGUGCAUGCGAAGCGAAAUAGCAACCUCGACAACUAUGAGUAUACGAUGCUGCACUUGGUGUAUGCUGUUGCAGGCCAGUUCCUCCACACAACGGGUCCCGUGGGAAAUCUCCAGCCCGAGCGACACUACGCACUGGCCCACGAGCACGUCGAUGAACUGUUGCAAUAUCGAGAUAUCCGGUCCGUCCAGGCCCUCAUGCUCUUGGCCAUCUACUCGCUGCGAACGUCUGCCGGUGUCGGUGCCUGGGCAUAUUGUCGCCUGGCCUUGUUGAUCGCCAUUGACCUGGGCCUUCACCGCAAAGGCAAACCCGAUACGUGGCGAACCAUCGACGAUGAAAUGAGAAAACGCAUCUUUUGGUCGUGUUACGCCUUUGACGUCCAAGUGUCCAUGCCACUGGGCCGACCCACAGGAAUAUCCGACCGAGAUAUUGACAUUCCUCUUCCGCUGGAAGUUGAGGAACACGUCUCAGACCCAGAGUUGCUGGCCAAAGCAAACGGUGCAGAACCCACCCGUGCUCCAGAUACGGGGACACCCAUGUCGGCUUUCAAUCACAUCGUGCGGCUCCGUAAGAUCGAGUCGGAAGUCCAGCAGACCGUGUAUCGCGUCGACCGUUCCGAGCAGACCCCCACGGAGGAGGUGGAAAGAAUUCUGGCCAAGCUGGGACGUUGGCAAACGCUGAUCCCGCGGGAUGCAUACACCGCGACCGACCAAGAAAAUGUUCCGUUUGAUGGAGUUGACUACUAUAUGAUCUUCUUCUGGAAAUGUGUCCGCCUUCUUCUCUACCCCCAGAUCGCUGGCUUCGGUUCCAACCCGAGAUAUCUGAAACCCUGCGCCACGGCGUGCGGCAACCUCUGCCAAACCUACAAACGACUGCACCAGUCCAUGUCAAUCGCGUACUCGAUGAUGUCCCUCCAAAGUGUCUUUAUGGCCGGCAUUACGCUGGUGUAUUGCGUCUGGGCCUCACCCCAGGAAUUCUCCAUGGCCUCGGUCAACGACGACGUCUCGGCGUGUAGUGUUGUGCUGUUCGUGAUGGUGGAACGGCUCCGCACCGUGACGGCCAAGAAAUACCGGGACGCCUUUGAACUUGUGCGGCACAAGGUGCUGGACCACGUCGGCCGUAACGCACAGCACGUCCCGCGCCAACAGAUCGCGACGUUGAACAACGACGACGACUUUCAGUCCACGAUUCGUCAGUUGGGGGAGGAGCACGAUGAUGAUGACGCUGACGGAUGCCUGCUGAACUUCACACAUAUUCUCACUGAGAUUGCUGGAGAACAAUUCAAUCACAAUGGUGGUGGUUCUGAUCGCCCGAGCCACCAUAACCAACACCAACAACCACCGCAACAGCAAUCUCUUCCUCUUCCUCCUCCUGGACUGACUCCAUCCAAGAUUGGCGUGUCCCAUGUUAGACAGCAGCAGCAGACCGUCGAGAUCGUGGAACAGACACAGACAUACAAUAACAACAACAACGACAACAACAGACCAACGGACUCGUCGCCAUCAUCGCAUUCGCAUUCGCACUUAAUUGCGUUCUCGGAAACAAACUUUCUGGAAGACGAUGACGACGACGACUUGAACAAUUGGGGCUUGAUCGAGGGCAUGACCCACACGUCGCCCGGGUUAGAUACGUAUCUUCGGCAGCUGUGUGAGUGA